AUGACAAACGCAAAAGGAUCUGUUGCCCUCAACAAUUACCUCCAGGGCGUUGGGAGGGUGGAAUCUCUCUCCUGGGUUCAUUCUACAAGUGGUCCAGAGAAUGCUCCCACAUGGACCUCGAUCUGCAAAAUUGAUGGCGUACCCUUGGGUACAGGUAGUGGUCCCCGGAAAUACAUUGCCAUGGACUUGGCGGCCGAAGAAACUCUCAAGGCAUUAACAGCCGAAAAGCCUUGA
Molecule: messenger RNA, 234 nt
Organism: Marasmius oreades (fairy-ring Marasmius)
Lineage: Eukaryota; Fungi; Basidiomycota; Agaricomycetes; Agaricales; Marasmiaceae
Exons: 4
Coding region: 1-234 (77 amino acids)
Source: RefSeq, a predicted model, not a curated record